UCCAUUCUUCCGCUCCUCUUUCUCCCGGGUCCUCAUUCCUAAAUUCCCCCUUGUGCCUGGAACCGGUCGAUCACUCGCAACCAUGGCCACCGAUACCUCCAAGUAUAAGCUUCACCACACCAUGAUUCGGGUCAAGGACCCGAAGAAAUCCCUGGAAUUCUAUCAGUUCCUGGGUCUCAACCAGCUGCAACGGCUCGAUUUCCCGGAGAACAAGUUCUCGCUGUACUUCCUGGGGUACAACGGGCCGCAGUCGCUGCAGGGCGGGGGCAGCCACUUCACCGACCGGAACGGGGUGCUGGAGCUGACGCACAACCACGGCACGGAGGAGGACCCCAACUACAGCGUGGCGAACGGUAACACGGAGCCGCACCGGGGUUUUGGCCAUAUCGCCAUCUCCGUCGACAACAUCGAGCAGGCCUGCCAGCGGCUGGAGGAGGCCGGCUACGAGUUCCAGAAGAAGCUGACCGAGGGCCGCAUGCGCCACAUCGCCUUCGUCAAGGACCCCGAUGGGUACUGGGUCGAGAUCAUCCGCCGCCACGAUGAGGACCGCGGCACCACCACCGACCCGGCCAGCUACCGCUUCAACCACACCAUGCUCCGCGUCAAGGACGCCGAGGCCAGCCUCAAGUGGUACCAGGAGGUGCUGGGCCUGACCCUGCUGCGCACCAGCGAGAACGAGGCCGCCGGCUUCAACCUCUACUUCCUCGGCUACCCCGCCGCCAACCCGGAGCUCAAGAAGGACGCCAAGAACCCCGUCGCCGAGUGGGAGGGCCUCCUCGAGCUCACCUGGAACUACGGCACCGAGAAGCAGGAGGGCCAGGUCUACCACAACGGUAACACCGAGCCCCAGGGCUUCGGUCACAUCUGUGUCUCCGUUGAUGAUUUGAAUGCCGCCUGUGACCGCUUCGAGAAGCUGAAUGUCAACUGGAAGAAGCGUCUUACUGAUGGUCGCAUGCGGAAUGUGGCUUUCGUCCUCGACCCGGAUGGAUACUGGGUUGAGGUGGUCCAGAACGAGGCACUCAAGCCUGCCGAAGUACCACUGGUGUAAAUUAGCGUUGCCGCGCCAUCCCGGCGUCGGAUCAAUGUGUGCAUUGAUUCCUUCUGACUCGAACUGUAUUCUGCGAGGAAAACGGCUAUGACAUGGGAAUAUCGUGAUAAUAAUAUCUCACCAAUGAAUAGGUGACAUAAUAAGUAGUGAACUUCCUUGGGUCCACAAUUUCAUGAGGCCCAUCAAUGACCCAAGAUAUCAGCGCCGUUCUGAUUAUCGGUGGGUAAGCAUGAGAUCAAUCAUAAUUCAGCACU
Messenger RNA from Aspergillus fijiensis CBS 313.89, 1302 nucleotides. RefSeq names its product lactoylglutathione lyase GLO1. The record is from RefSeq and is a predicted model, not a curated record. NCBI's taxonomy places the organism in Eukaryota, Fungi, Ascomycota, Eurotiomycetes, Eurotiales, Aspergillaceae. The coding region runs from base 83 to 1048 and encodes 321 amino acids. The transcript is spliced from 5 exons. Gene Ontology annotation, molecular function: lactoylglutathione lyase activity; metal ion binding.